AUGUACAGCAUCGUGAACCUGAAACUGCUCUCAUUCAGAGAUGUGGCCGUUGAUUUCUCUCCAGAAGAGCGUGAAUGCCUCCAGCCUGCUCAGUGGAGUCUGUACAGGGACGUGAUGUUGGAGAAUUACAGCCACCUUGCGUUCCUGGGUCUUGCUUUCUCUAAGCCAUACCUGGUCACAUUUCUGGAGCAAAGACAAGAGCCUCGAAGUGUGAAGACACAGGCAAGUGUAGGCACAAAGCCAGGAUCAAAACCCCAUAACUGUAAAGAAUGUGGGAAGGGCUUUGAUUGGAAGUCACAGCUUGUUCAACACCAGAGAAUUCACACAGGAGAGAAACCCUACAUAUGUAAAGAAUGUGGCAAAGCUUUUAACUGUUCUUCCAGGCUAAAGCGACACCAAGGCAUUCAUAGCGAUGAGAAACCCUGCAAAUGUGAAGUAUGUGGCAAAACAUUUAGCUGUUCAUCAUAUCUGAGUAAGCAUCAAAGAAUCCAUACUGGAGAGAAACCCUACAAAUGUGCAGAAUGUGGCAAAGGUUUUAGCAGUUGUUCAGGCCUUAUUGUUCAUCGCAGAGUUCACACUGGAGAGAAACCCUACAAAUGUGAGGAGUGUGGCAAGGCCUUUACAAUUCGAAUAGCACUGUCCACACAUCAGAGAAUCCAUACUGGAGAGAAACCUUACAAAUGUGAUGAAUGUGGAAAGACUUUUAAUGUUCACUCAACACUCUCUAAACACCAAAGAAUUCAUACUGGGGAGAAACCUUACAAAUGUGAAGAGUGUGGCAUGGCCUUUAAUGUUCGCUGCAUUCUUUCUAAGCACCAGAGGAUCCAUACUGGAGAGAAACCCUACAAAUGUGAAAAAUGUGGUAAAGCUUUUAACCGUUCUUCCAGCCUUGACCAACACCAGCGACUACACAAUGAAGAGAAAGUCUACAAAUGUGACAAAUGUGGGCAGGCCUUUUCUUUGGCUUCAUACCUGAAUAAACAUCUGAAAACUCAUAUGGGUGAGAAACCCUACAAGUGCAAGGAAUGUGACAAGGCCUUUUACUGUUCUUCCAAUCUUAUUUACCACCAGAGAGUUCACACUGGAGAGAAACCAUAUAAGUGUGAUGAGUGUGGGAAAGCCUUUAGCAUUUAUUCAUCCUAUAUGAAGCACCAGAGAAUUCAUACUGGAGAAAAACCCUAUAAGUGCAAUGAAUGUGAGAAAGCCUUUAAUAAUUGUCAUAGUCUAACUCGACACCAAAGAACUCAUACUGGAGAGAAACCCUACAAAUGCAAACACUGUGGCAAAGCCUUCAGUUGUACUACAGGCCUCAAUCAGCAUGAAAGAAUUCACACUGGAGAGAAACCCUACAAGUGUGACAAAUGUGGCAAGGCCUUUAAUUCUUCCUCAAGCCUUAAACAGCAUUACAGACUCCAUAUUGGAAAGAGGUCAUACAAAUGUGAACAGUGUGGCAAAGUCUUUAAAAACUGUUCAGGCUUUACUAGACACAACAGAAUUCACAAUUGA
Molecule: messenger RNA, 1506 nt
Organism: Acomys russatus (golden spiny mouse)
Lineage: Eukaryota; Metazoa; Chordata; Mammalia; Rodentia; Muridae
Product: zinc finger protein 420-like
Exons: 4
Coding region: 1-1506 (501 amino acids)
Biological process (GO): negative regulation of transcription by RNA polymerase II
Molecular function (GO): DNA-binding transcription repressor activity, RNA polymerase II-specific
Source: RefSeq, a predicted model, not a curated record